Marasmius oreades (fairy-ring Marasmius) is the source of this 1436-nucleotide messenger RNA. RefSeq lists its product as uncharacterized. The record is from RefSeq and is a predicted model, not a curated record. Bases 211 to 1371 code for a protein of 386 amino acids. The transcript has 6 exons. Gene Ontology annotation, cellular component: nucleus. Lineage: Eukaryota; Fungi; Basidiomycota; Agaricomycetes; Agaricales; Marasmiaceae.
CUUCCACCCGAUCCUUUGUUCCAAACGCACGUCGAUACUUACUGCCUUCUACUUAGUUCUAAUCUAGCCUCUGCGACCUUUAAUUUUCAAGACCAAGUAUUCUGUUUUUACUUUUGUUUUGCAGCUCCGCUUUUUCAUCUCAGCUGCAUCGACCAACACGAUCGUGACGAGCAGUUGCCACUUGAUUUCACGGGAUAAACUCAGGCUAGUAUGUCUCAAUCCGAAACUGCCUCCAACGGAUAUUCCGGUGUCUUCUAUCAUGCUGCAUUGAGAAGAUUCGAAGAGAUCGCCAAUGACGAUGUCGAAAUGAAGGCACCACUCUCUGAACGUACAAGAUUCGUGGUGAUUGAUACCAAUAUUGUUUUGCACCACCUUGAUUCUCUCAUUCAAUUUGUCGACGACGUUGAGUAUCAAAAAUUACCAGUCGUUGUGAUUGUCCCCAACAUAGUGACUAGGGAGCUGGAUACGAAGAAAGGAACGUCUUGGUUCGCGCGACAUGCCUCAAGCUGGCUGCUCAAGAAGUCGCGAGAGCGAAAGGUAGUCAAAGGACAGGCCAUGCAUGAAACUGACAAUCGUCAUGGGCUGCCGAAAACAAACGAUGACAGAAUUUUACGUUGCGCCAUCUAUUUCAACCACAUCGGACAGACCUAUCUUUACAGCGGAGACAACAAUUUGUGCAUGAUGACUGAGCCCGAGCAUAUCAUCACGAUUACCCCAUCUCCGCGAAUCUCUAGUCGGGAUAUAGCUAAACUCAUAAAUUGGGACGGAUUAGUUGAUCUAGACAAAUUUGCGGAAUGCCACAGGACGUAUAGCAAAUAUUCUACCAUUACUUCGCAGGAAUCGACCAUCAACGAAGACAGCAUGAUGAUGGAUGUGGAUGGAGAGGUCAAGCAGUCGGAGCUUGACUUUAUCAUCUCCCGUGCCGACGCAAAAACCUCCCUUCAUCUCCAAAUCGUCGACCAUUUCACUGCCUUGCUUGCGGAACUCGUAAGUCGCAUUCAUGGCGUAAACCCCUUACUCGUGGAUGGUGCAUCGCUAUCCAUCCACGCUCCAAAAAUGGUCAGAUCGGCCGCAAUGAACGAGCCUAGAAACAAGAACUACGCGGAAUGGACCGCGACUGAACUCCUGGAUCACUUGGAAAGGAGGAAAAGUGUACUGCCCGCAGUCAAACCUUAUCUCGGAGUUUUCCUCACCAAGCCGUACUACGGACCCUACACAGGCGCCCGGCGAGGAGAGGAUUGGUCAACCAAAGAUUGGCAGGUUUCUUUGUCUGGAUUGAGGCAGAUUGCGAAGGCAUGGGGAGACCAAUACAUUCUAGAGUCUCUCGACGAGGUUGAAAAGUGGCAUCUACAGAAAGUGCUCUUUGAAUAAAUCCGAUUCGUUUUCGGCCAAUUAUUACCUAGCGACCAGCUUCAUUCUGUCGCCAGAAAUCUCCA